Messenger RNA from Penicillium cosmopolitanum, 474 nucleotides. Its product is annotated as MARVEL domain-containing protein. The transcript has 3 exons. The coding region runs from base 1 to 474 and encodes 157 amino acids. NCBI's taxonomy places the organism in Eukaryota, Fungi, Ascomycota, Eurotiomycetes, Eurotiales, Aspergillaceae. The record is from RefSeq and is a predicted model, not a curated record. Gene Ontology annotation, cellular component: membrane.
AUGAAUCUCCCCUGGAUCCAAGCUGUGCGGAUCGUGCAGAUCAUCUUCGGCUUGAUCGUGGUCGCUUUGACUGCUUAUGUUAUCAGUUCCUUCUACGACUGGUGGUCCCUAUCCGACACAGUAAACUACCUCCUCUUCCUAGGCUGCUGGACAGCAUUCGUCGCGACGCCCUACCUCGGUGCAGCCCCGAUAUUCUUCCCUCGACUGGCGCAUCGCUUUGUGAUUCCCGCUGUCGAGAUCAUUACGAUGAUCUUCUGGUUCGCGGGCUUUAUUGCUCUUGGUGCUGAGCUUCCUCCGCCUCGGUACUGUCAUUAUAGUACCUGUCGGGCUCUUCAGGCUGUUACUGUCUUUGGAGCUUUUGAGUGGGUUCUUUUCUCUGUGACUACUUAUUUUGCUGUGGUCGAUCUUAUGAAUCAUCGUCGUACGGGCGAGAGUGCGACGAAGACCCAGCAUAAUGCACACCUUGGGGUUUGA